Messenger RNA from Dibothriocephalus latus, 1110 nucleotides. The record is from the annotation of a GenBank genome assembly. NCBI's taxonomy places the organism in Eukaryota, Metazoa, Platyhelminthes, Cestoda, Diphyllobothriidea, Diphyllobothriidae.
AUGCGGCCGGUUCUUCAAGCCAAAGUUCCAAUAAUCAAAUUUGUUGUAAAUAACAAGUAUGAAGCUGACCUCAGCUUUUCCAAUUACCUGAACUGUAAAAUCGCCAAGGCCGACAGUGGAGGUAUUUCGUCGUACGCCUUCGCCAUUCUCCUUAUCCACUACAUGCAACAGAAGAAUUAUUUGCCGGUUCUACAGGAGCUGUACGAAGGAGAGGAUCGACCAAUCGUCAGGGCGGGAGAGUGGAAUAUCUGGUACCAGGAUGAUAUGGAGAUUAUCCACAAACUUUGGAAGCCUCCCCCGGCUGAUGUGUUGGUAGCGGACAUGUGGCUUGGUUUCUUCCGUUAUUACCUGUUUGAUUUCGAUCGAGAACGGUAUGUCGUGACAAUUAAUCAGAAGGCUCUACUCGAACGCAUCGCCAAACUUUGGAAUUCGUUGCUUGCAAUUGAAGUCCUCGCCCACGUCCUCAACUCGUUCUACAAGGUCUCACUCUUCUCCCUCCAAGAAAUCGGCCCCAAAGCCUCAUCUGCCGAAAAGGAAAAUAAACGUGGUGGCAGACUAAGGUCUGCCGGUCUCCCGCAGUCCGUCCCUAACAGGCCUCAACAACGUGCGCGAAACAGCCUUUCCUCCGACGCUAUCGUCCCGGCGGGACCUUUACCCCACAAUAACUGGAAUGCUUCCCAAUCGGCUGUCACAGUACACGCCGCCCAAGCACUGCACAAUAAUGUUAACGGUCCGCCACCCGCGACGUCUGCGUACAGAGGCCGCUUUCCCUAUCCUCCCCCCCAAUCCGGCUUACUUGGUCACCGUCCCAAUGGGGUUUCGCCAAGGCAGCCCUUUGUCCCACCUGCAGGCCACCGUUCUUUCACUAGCAGUCGAUUUACUCACCAUACAGCACUGCGAGGUGGCGGAGUUAGCGGUCCGAACGAUCACUUUGGACAGUAUUCGUCGAAUAGUAUGAAUCAGUCGGCCGGCCCAGCCCCACUUAGUCGUUUCGAGGGCCUUCGUGGCCUGAUAUACUUUAAGUAUUUAACUUGUCGCCUCUUCCUCGACGGAAUGAAGCGGAUCUCAAACACGGUAGCAUACGAUGUAACCCGAACUAAAGGCGUGAGC